Apis florea (little honeybee) is the source of this 1207-nucleotide messenger RNA. Its product is annotated as DNA (cytosine-5)-methyltransferase PliMCI. Gene Ontology annotation, molecular function: DNA (cytosine-5-)-methyltransferase activity; zinc ion binding; DNA binding. Lineage: Eukaryota; Metazoa; Arthropoda; Insecta; Hymenoptera; Apidae. Gene Ontology annotation, biological process: negative regulation of gene expression via chromosomal CpG island methylation; DNA methylation-dependent constitutive heterochromatin formation. Gene Ontology annotation, cellular component: nucleus. The record is from RefSeq and is a predicted model, not a curated record.
UUCAUAUAUUUUUUAAUUUAUUUACUUUUAGAUUAAUAAUAUUAGCUGCUGCACCUGGAGAAGUUCUUCCAAAAUAUCCUGAACCAACUCAUGUAUUUAGCAAGCGAGCAUGUCAAUUAAGCGUUAUUGUUGAUAAUAAAAAAUAUUCAUCAAAUUGUGAUUGGAUAGAAUCAGCACCAUAUAGAACGAUUAGUGUUCGCGAUGCGAUGUCUGAUUUACCUAAUAUUCGAAAUGGAUGGAAUAAUGAAGAAAUAGCUUAUAGUGAUGAGCCAAUAUCUCAUUUUCAAAGAAAAAUAAGACCUAAAGAACCUGAUGCAAUAUUAAGAGACCAUAUUUGUAAAGAUAUGGCUCCAUUAGUUGAAGCAAGAAUAGCACAUAUUCCAACUGCAAGUGGAUCUGAUUGGCGAGAUUUGCCGAAUAUUGCAGUCCGUUUAAGUGAUGGAACAUAUUCAAAAAAAUUAGAAUAUAUGUAUCAUGAUAAGAAAGUAGGUAAAAGUUCUUCUGGUGCACUUCGAGGUGUAUGUAGUUGUUGCACGGGUAAAAUGUGUGAUCCAAUUGCUAGACAAUAUAAUACUUUAAUUCCAUGGUGUUUACCACACACUGGAAAACGCCAUAAUCAUUGGGCAGGUUUAUAUGGCAGAUUAGAAUGGGAUGGAUUUUUUGGUACUACUAUCACUAAUCCUGAACCUAUGGGUAAACAGGGUCGUGUUUUACAUCCGGAACAAACUAGAGUUGUGAGCGUAAGAGAAUGUGCACGAUCACAAGGUUUUCCAGAUUCUUUUCGUUUUUAUGGAAACAUACUUGAUAAACAUCGUCAAAUUGGUAAUGCAGUUCCACCACCAUUAGGUGCUGCUUUAGGUUUCGAGAUCAGAAAGUGUUUAAAAAAUGACAAUAUAUUAAAAGUAAAAAUUGAAGAUUUUCACGAUUGAUAACAAUAUAUUAUAAGCAUAAACUUUAUGAAAAAAACUUUAAAUAUUAUUUAAAAUCUUAAUAGUAGUUUCUAAGUUAAAAUUUAUCUUAUCUUAUAUAUAAGUUUACCCAUAUGUGUUCAGUAAAAACAUAAACAAAUGUUUUUACUAGUUAUAUGACCAAAAGCAUUAUGUGAUGCAUAUUGUUAUGCAAUAUUAGCGGUAAAGAGUGCAACGUUUAUUCCAGUAUAUGUAAUAAUUUUCAUAAAUAUAUCAGUAUUUUAAGUUAACUUAAGAAA